Molecule: messenger RNA, 342 nt
Organism: Quercus lobata
Lineage: Eukaryota; Viridiplantae; Streptophyta; Magnoliopsida; Fagales; Fagaceae
Exons: 1
Coding region: 1-342 (113 amino acids)
Molecular function (GO): nucleic acid binding; RNA-DNA hybrid ribonuclease activity
Source: RefSeq, a predicted model, not a curated record
AUGGAAGCUCUCCGAGAAUUAGGGGUGAAAGAGGCCAAGGUCUUUAGAGAUUCGACUUUAGUAACAGCUCAAGUGCAAAGGUUGUGGAAAGUAAAAGAGGAGCACUUAAAACCUUAUCAGCAGUAUCUAGAGGAUUUGACCAAAACUUUUGACAAGAUUGAGUACACAAUCAUCCCUAGAGCUCAGAAUCAGUUUGCAGAUGCUUUGGCUACCUUAGCUUCCAUGGUUCAAAUACCCAAAGGAGUAUGGACAUGGCCCUUAGAAAUUGAACAAAGUUAUGGGAUGGUACACAAAGAGAAGGCCGAAGCUCUAGUCUUGAUUAUAGAAGAAGAUGGGGUUUAG